Messenger RNA from Stylonychia lemnae, 309 nucleotides. Lineage: Eukaryota; Ciliophora; Spirotrichea; Sporadotrichida; Oxytrichidae. The record is from the annotation of a GenBank genome assembly.
AUGCAGACAGGCAAGAGAAACUCAAUCAGCUAAAUAAAUGCUCAAAUAAGAACCUCUGUUAAUGCUGAGGCAAUAAGUGAAGGAUUCUAAAGACCCUAAAAUCUUGCUCAGGUCAUUAGAGGCAGAUCAAGAAGAAGUAAAAGUAGCGCACUUUACUUCUCUGGUGGUUCUUCAUCAGAUAUUGAGACGAAGGAUGUUCUUAUUGUAUUAGGAGUUUUGAUUGGUGUUUUUGCUGGUGUUGUGAUAUUUGCACUAAUAGUUAAAUGUGCAACUGGUAAAGAUUUUAAAUGGAGAAAGAAUCAUUCAUGA